AUGUUCUCUGGCAUCUUCGUAGGCAAAAAGCUCAGUCGCGACCCCGAGGGGCUCUCAAUUAAGGUCCGCACGCACAUCGCCGGUGCCGAGAUGUCAGAGAAAGGGUCAUUGGGCGCGAUCGACUGGCUCAAGGAUACCCCCAAGGACCACAAGGAGGUCGAGACGGUGUUGAAGAGUGACGCCUGGAAAAAGGACUGCACUGCCCAACAUCAAGCCCAUGGCCAACGCCAAGCUGUCGCCGUUCCUCUCCGUCACAUUAAUUCCAUCAUAAUGGAGACAAGUUCGACGGUUACAGGCUCCUCCGCAUGCGGGAAGCAAAGGGACAAGAGCCCGGCACCCAGUCGGUCACCUCCAACCAAGGAGGAGCACACAGCCUGCGGGCACGGCCGUCUUUUCGCCGAGAACAAGGUCAAGAUCGCGCUGUGCUACUUAUCUGCUCAAGGACGACUUCAAGCUGGUUGA
This is a messenger RNA of Colletotrichum orchidophilum, 462 nucleotides long. RefSeq lists its product as uncharacterized. The record is from RefSeq and is a predicted model, not a curated record. Lineage: Eukaryota; Fungi; Ascomycota; Sordariomycetes; Glomerellales; Glomerellaceae. Bases 1 to 462 code for a protein of 153 amino acids. The transcript is spliced from 3 exons.